Molecule: messenger RNA, 3765 nt
Organism: Echinococcus granulosus
Lineage: Eukaryota; Metazoa; Platyhelminthes; Cestoda; Cyclophyllidea; Taeniidae
Exons: 16
Coding region: 1-3765 (1254 amino acids)
Biological process (GO): regulation of cell cycle phase transition; positive regulation of nuclear cell cycle DNA replication
Cellular component (GO): nucleus; Dbf4-dependent protein kinase complex
Molecular function (GO): zinc ion binding; protein serine/threonine kinase activator activity; nucleic acid binding
Source: RefSeq, a predicted model, not a curated record
AUGCAUUUUGAGGCGGGGACACGUCCACCCAAAAACUUAGAAGAAAUAUUGAGGAUUCUCGGCGCCAGUAUAUCACAGUUUUUUGAUCGCAAAAUUGACUAUGUGAUCACCAACCUGCCAAAAGAUCGUUGGCCAUUGCAACCUUCACUGUCUCCAGGGUGCUCAUCGAAGGAGAAUGUUGACCCGAGGUCAGAAAAGUCGCCACUACUAUCCACAGGGACGCAUCCUUCCUCCACCGUGGAAAACCCACCUUUGGGUGUCACUAGAGGGCGUGCAAUGCUGCUUGCCGUUAAAAAGGCAUCGAAGCCCUCCGCUGCUUCCUCCGCAACCGACCAAUCUGUUCCGGGAACUAGACAUACUCACGAUGUCCUUUUGCGAGCUCAGGAGUUCGGCAGUAAAGUGCUGACAAUCGGUGUUGUAAGAAAGUGGAUACGAGCACUUCCUGAGGAUGUGAAAAUGCAACUGGAGAUCGGCGAGAGUUUCUUCUUUGAUAGCGACACAACCCCAGAACAAGGCGAUCCGGAACUCGACCGUUUAUGGCUCUUGAGACCUUUGGCGCGCCCAUGCAUCAAAAUAGUUGACUUAAAGGCACGAACACGGCCAAAUUAUAUGGAGAAUACGAAUUACAUGGAGUGCCUCUGGCGAUCCUUCAUGGGUUCUCCAUCUGCAGCGGCAUCCUCCGUAAAGACCCCUGCUCUUCACGACGCUCCACAAACACCCACCACUCCUGCCGGCACCUGCACGACUCCUCAGGCCAGUGUUGAACUCCCUCCCUCUACCAAUGUUUUUACUUCUCAGCGCACCACUGGGCCGUCCAAACGCGACCCCGGGGCCAAGGACUCCCCGGGAGUGUCCCUUAUUCGAUCUAGCUACAGAGGAUUCUCCUCUUGCAAGCGUCGGAAGAUUUCAACCAAACGGUCUCGAGGGGCUCUUGCAGAGCCCUCGGGAUAUUGCGAAUGCUGUUCGUCCCACUUCAACAAUCUGUAUGCGCAUGUCACCGGAACGUACCACAUGAAUUACGCGGAAAAUGCGGAAAACUUUCGUCAGCUUGAUCAGCUUCUCUCUGAACUGCCGUCGAUAAAGGAGGUAUUGGCAAAGGCUCGAGGCGCCAAAGUCCUAAACAUAGCUCCGCCUCCCGAUGCAGAUGCUCCAGCUUCUCCGAGCAGACAGGCUCAGAAGACGACGCUGCAACCAACCCAAGCUGCUCACGAGUCAAUUGACGAUGCCGUGAUGGAUUUCAAUGCCCUUCCACCUCUACCCACACCCUCUAUUCCACAAGACCGCGAAGUGAGGGACAUUUCCGCCUCACAGCUCUUCAGCGAAAGUGGUGAACGCAGUGACAUUGGUAUUAUGGGUAAUCUGCCUUCUUCGCUGAUUGUUAGUGAAGCGCCUCCGACACUCCAGUCCAUAUCGAUUAAUGCUCCUGCCACCUAUUCGUCCCUACUCCCUCCGCUUCCACUGUCACCUUCCGUCGCUCCUGUGCAGCACUCAGAACAGACUACUAUAAUGCCUUUUCUAGGAGGUUUUGCAGACGGAGGUGAAUUCGACUUCUCCGAUUCCGUUCACUACCCUCCUCCUAAUUUCCCACCGCUCUUAUCAUCCCCUCAUGCUCUUCCUCAGCCCGCGGCCACCUUAGAUUUGUCUUUUGAGUCCACCUGCCGGCCACUUUAUCUCCCCAGGGGACCUCCGAACCUUCACUCAGUUCUCCACAGAUCACAAGCACCCAUCCUUCGGGAGCCAGCUCCAUCAUUGACUUCGAUGGGGCUACCGAUGACGCCUCCACGGAUCGGUACCUGUACUGUGCAAGAGAUCAUCAGUUCCGUCGUCAUUUCAUCGCCACCAAAUGACCCAUCGGCUGCUUCAUUGCCACCACCACGAAGGGACACCUCGCCAGUACUCAAGAAGCGCUUCAGAAAAUGCACUAAAUGCCAAUGCGUUCAUGUGCCCACUGAAGUGCCAAUACAGCUGAGGUUACAGUGCGGAGGAGCCUCACCCGACCGCACUAGAGACACGCAGACACGUCCCUUGCCGCCACCAUGCUCCCACUUUCUGUUGCCUCAACGGAGCCGUGCACAGCCAAGCAAGCGUACUAGAGGCAUCGCACAAAAGACUAGACCCAAGCCCUCAUUCCCCUGUGCCGUUUGUGGAAGUAAUGUGACCUACAAGGUUUGGAGUGUGCUCUGCUCCACCUGCGGUCUCUGGGUUCACGCCAACUGCUCGAAAAUGAAUCCGGUGCAGAUUCGAAAACUGCCGCAGUCACACUCUUGGAUAUGCCCCACCUGUCAUAUGAUGGCGCUCUUCGGGUCCUUAGCAACGUUAGAUGAUUUCUGUCCCAGACUUUCCCCCCUCACCGUCAUUCCCGCACCCUUUGAUCCGGCCGAAGAGGGUGGAGGUCCCGCUUUCUCCAACGAAGAACCUAAGUGCACGCUUCUGUCAUCUAGUAUAGUCUCCUCAUGGAACAACAUCCCGUCGAGGGGUCGACCAAUUGACUCAAAAGCCGUCAACCAGGGUAAUACGUGUAUGUCCGCACAGUCACCUAUUCUUUUGGAGGCCGAUCCCGUGGAUCUUGAUGCGCUUUCCAACGAUCAGGACUUCCAGCCUCCAAUGAUUAAGAUUUCUUCUGGUGAUGAGGGGCGUGUUGAAGAUGUUGUCCAACGAUCUCCUCCUCUGGUGGAUGAUACAGAAAAUCUCCCCUUGGUAGUUGUUGAUCAAGAACAUGACUUCCCAAGAUCUCCGGUUCUGCUCGAUGAAUCGAUGAGUUCCAUUAGGAUACAUGAUGAACCUGCUUUAGUCAAGCCAAUUAUAAUCUCUCCAGAUAAUAGUGAGGAAGCAGAGGAGGGAGUUAGUGAAGAUACUCCAGGCGAAAAUCAAACAACGACAGCGGAAUCUGUUAACAGGGUAGCUUCUCCGCUUGAACAGUCGAUUGGAGGCGUUCAGGAUGGUGACAGAUACCUCCAACCUAUCAUUUUAAGUAACCGUAGCGAUUCUCCCACCAAUCGGACGAGGCAAAGAAGAAAAAUAAAGACAAGAAGACGUACUACAGAACCAGUUGGUAGAGGGAGCGGCAAUGUCUUUUCGUUUGGAAGCUACGAGGACCUAGAGCCUAAUUUUGAGACUGGUCCCAACUCGGGAGCGACGCAACGCGUGUCUGAGCAAUCCUUGGUCGACAGUGGGGCGACGGCGGUGUCGGGACUGCCCAGUCCUCUGCUUCGCCCCGUCCUCAGUCCCGAAGUGACUUGUCUCGCAGCACCGCGUCAGCAAGACCAUUUACCUCGCAGGGCCUCCCUCGUGGCUCGCGAAUCCAUCAACCUCUCCCUGCAGGCUCUCUACACUCCAAUUAAAUUCGGCUCCGAUAGAUUAUUUUGCUUCAAUCCUGAUGCGGAGAGCGCCUCGCAGGUCGCCUCCGAGAGGUCACUUGAUGCAUACAACAGCGACGGCUCGUCUAAUCUCUUUCGCCGGAUAAAAGAGGAAUCCCAAUCUGACGCAGAGCCUGUCCCCUCUCUUGCCUCCGAGGCCAUUCCUCCCAGUCGUGCCUCCCUGGUUUCGGGACCCUCAAGUAAAAGAGGGGAGAAGGAAAAGGUUGCCAUUGAAAAGGCAGAAGAAACUGCGAUUACAUCAGCAAGAAAGAAGCAGGAGCAAAAACGCAACCGUCUCUCUCCACAGACGAGUGAUAGCGACGUGCCCCCCCAACCGAGGAAGAGACGGAGGCGGCUACGCAUCGGCGUUAAGUCCUCGUGCGACUCCACACAUCCACAAGUGGUAUGA